Messenger RNA from Botrytis byssoidea, 249 nucleotides. RefSeq lists its product as uncharacterized. The record is from RefSeq and is a predicted model, not a curated record. Bases 1 to 249 code for a protein of 82 amino acids. The transcript is spliced from 4 exons. Lineage: Eukaryota; Fungi; Ascomycota; Leotiomycetes; Helotiales; Sclerotiniaceae.
AUGUCGUCGGAUAAGCCUACAGAGAAUCCAUGGGAUAAAGAGACGAGUCAAAAGUUUGAAAGCAAACGCCCAGGAGAAUACUUCGACCCCUGUCAAGAAGCAGCUUCAAGAAGUCUGAAAUGUUUGGCUCGAAACGGAGGUGAUAGAGAUAUGUGUACGGACUAUUUCCAAGCAUAUCGAGACUGCAAGAAGCAAUGGAUCGAGCAACGAAAGGAAGCCAAAAGGAAAGCGGGGUGGUUCUCUUCAUGA